Molecule: messenger RNA, 1011 nt
Organism: Patiria miniata (bat star)
Lineage: Eukaryota; Metazoa; Echinodermata; Asteroidea; Valvatida; Asterinidae
Exons: 2
Coding region: 1-1011 (336 amino acids)
Molecular function (GO): zinc ion binding; nucleic acid binding
Source: RefSeq, a predicted model, not a curated record
AUGGUUUCUGAAUGGAUGGAGGAGGAGCUGGAUGUUCUGAGGAUGGAGGCACACCAGGCCGAAAACAUGUACGAGGAUGCACUCAUGGAAAAACGGGAACUUGAGGAACAAGUACAGAAAAUGAAAUCAAUCAUCGAGGAUAAGGAAAUAAGCCGGAUUGAAACACCGGAACUGUUCACCCCAACUACUGCUGUCUCAAGCACUUUUAGUUCAAUACUAGGGAUACCAGGCACACCUGCAAACACUAGACAAACGGAGGAGACAUCCUUGGUAACCGCGAAGGAAACUAAGAAAAGACAACAGGCAGAUUUCCAUCUAAUGGAGCUUCGUCAUCGUCGUCAGGGCGAGACUGUAACCCUGCAAGAGCUCGGAGCCAGUGUGAGAGAACUUGCAGCAUUGGCGUACCCGGAGUUCUCAGACAAGAGUAGAGAGAGACUGGCGAAGGGACAUUUCAUGGACGCCGUGAAAGACAGAGAAAUCAGGGAGGGUAUUUUCCGUUCAAAGCCUGCCACCCUUGAUGAUUCGAUCAAGGCGGCGUUGCAAACACAGAGUUUCCUGCAGACAGAGGAUCGUAGGACUAGCGAUAAGGCUAGGAAGUUUGCUAGAGUACUAGAAGGCAAGGACGAAAUUACGAUGAAGGAACUGAAGAGAGAGAUAAGAGAAACACAGGAGUCCAUGGGACAAGCCUUUGGAAAAAUCCAGUCGAUGCUACAGGAUAUCAGUAGGGGUAGCCAGGAGAAACAAGUGGGUUAUGAUUCUGGACCGAGAUCUGGAAAGGGAUGGAAAGGCAGAACACAGGACGUGUGUUACAACUGCAAAGCCUCGGGACAUUUUGCUAUGAACUGUCCUGCACCAAACAACGACAAGUGUUACAGUUGCAAGGAAAAGGGACAUAUUGCACGGGACUGUAAAUCACCCAAACGUGAACAAAAUGUAGAGUCGGGAAACGACAAACAGCCUUCCCCGGGGUCCAAGGGUGGGCUGACGAUUCGAAAAGACCACAAACAAUAG